CCUUCUUGUUGACCCCGCCCUCCCCUUUCCCAAAAAGAGGAGAGGUUCAAAAUGGCGCUGUCCGUGAAGUCCGUUCUCCGCUCCGGAAGGAAUGCCGUGUCGGUGCUUCGGCGACGGGCUUUUCACAGAAGCGCCCCGGCUGCGGUUCAGGUGACGGUGCGAGACGCCUUGAAUCAGGCCUUGGAUGAAGAGCUGGAGAGGGAUGAGCGCGUCUUCCUGCUGGGGGAGGAAGUGGCACAGUAUGACGGUGCCUACAAGGUGAGCCGAGGCUUGUGGAAAAAGUACGGAGACAAGCGCAUCAUUGACACUCCAAUUUCCGAGAUGGGUUUCACGGGCAUCGCGGUGGGGGCGGCCAUGGCAGGCCUGAGGCCCAUCUGCGAGUUCAUGACCUUCAACUUCUCCAUGCAAGCCAUCGACCAGGUCAUCAACUCGGCCGCCAAGACUUAUUACAUGUCGGCGGGGCUGCAGGCCGUGCCCAUCGUCUUCCGCGGGCCCAAUGGUGCUUCGGCCGGCGUCGCCGCACAACACUCCCAGUGCUUCGCUGCAUGGUACGCUCACUGUCCGGGACUGAAAGUGGUGAGCCCGUGGAACUCCGAAGACGCCAAGGGUCUCCUCAAAUCGGCUAUCAGAGACGACAACCCAGUGGUGUUCCUGGAGAACGAGCUGAUGUACGGCGUCCCAUUUGACAUGUCUGACGAGGCGCAGUCCAAAGAUUUUACCGUCUCCAUCGGCAAAGCCAAGGUGGAGAGGUCGGGGUCCCACGUCACUCUGGUGUCGCACUCCCGCUACGUGGGCCACUGCUUGGACGCCGCCGCCGUCCUGGCCAAGGAGGGAAUCGAGUGCGAGGUGAUCAACCUGCGCACCAUCCGGCCCAUGGACGUGGAGAGCAUCGAGGCUAGCGUCAUGAAGACAAAUCACUUGGUGACGGUGGAAGGCGGGUGGCCGCAAUUUGGGGUCGGCGCUGAGAUCUGCGCCCGGAUCAUGGAGGGUCCAGCCUUCAACUAUUUAGACGCUCCGGCCACAAGAGUGACUGGCGUGGACAUCCCCAUGCCUUACGCCAAAAUCCUGGAGGACAACAGCGUCCCGCAGAUCAAGGACAUCAUCUUCUCCAUCAAAAAGACUCUCAACGUGUAAAUAACAAACAAAAAACACCCAAAUACGUUGUACAUACAGUCUGAGGUUCCCGGAAAGCUCCGCCUACUUCCUCCUGUUUAACAUAAAACCCACUUUUCGUGUUCUUCAUAAAACCUAUUUAUUUGGUCAUUUUUAUGGGGAAGGGUGCCGGAAGGACGUCGUAAAGCAGGCCGGACUUGGUUCCGGUUCUGUAUCUGUUCACUGUAUAUGACUGUUACGACAAUUAAAGAAAAACGACUUCCUGUUGU
Molecule: messenger RNA, 1382 nt
Organism: Corythoichthys intestinalis (scribbled pipefish)
Lineage: Eukaryota; Metazoa; Chordata; Actinopteri; Syngnathiformes; Syngnathidae
Gene: pdhb
Product: pyruvate dehydrogenase E1 subunit beta
Exons: 9
Coding region: 52-1134 (360 amino acids)
Biological process (GO): pyruvate decarboxylation to acetyl-CoA
Molecular function (GO): pyruvate dehydrogenase (acetyl-transferring) activity
Source: RefSeq, a predicted model, not a curated record